Messenger RNA from Sebastes umbrosus (honeycomb rockfish), 4090 nucleotides. It is a transcript of the gene plpp3, whose product is annotated as phospholipid phosphatase 3. The transcript has 7 exons. The record is from RefSeq and is a predicted model, not a curated record. Bases 385 to 1323 code for a protein of 312 amino acids. Gene Ontology annotation, biological process: phospholipid metabolic process; phospholipid dephosphorylation; canonical Wnt signaling pathway. Gene Ontology annotation, molecular function: phosphatidate phosphatase activity. Lineage: Eukaryota; Metazoa; Chordata; Actinopteri; Perciformes; Sebastidae.
UUCCAUGCAGGGAUGGAGGUGAUUAGCCGCCGCUAGCAGAGAGAGGGAAGAGGGCUGAGCCUUGAAGCUGCUGGGGGAACUUGAAGAGAGCAGGGGGGAGGAGGAGGAGAAGAAGGAGGAUUGAUAUAACAAGAGAGGCUGGCGAUGCGCACAGAUAGUCUCACUUUGAAGCAGGAGAGAUAGAAACUGGAGCUUUCCAUUCAGCUGGAGCGCAACAAACUUCUCUUUCAGCUUUUCUUUUUUACAUCAGCAGAUCUGCAACCUUACGAGACCUCCGAGUCUGGAAGUUUAAGUUCCCAGUUGACAUUUCUCUGAAGGGACUCUGACAGACUUUCCUACCGCGUGCUGCUGCGGGAUUUGGAGCCGAAACUGGGACUUUCUCAAAUGCAAAAGUACAUGUAUGAGAAAGCAAUGGCUCAAGAGACAAGGAACGGAGGAACCUCGACGUUAAACAACAACAAUGGUGUUGACAACAGUAAGAAGAAGCUGCUCAUAGCGCUCGACAUCUUCUGUCUUCUACUUGCUAUGCUGCCCAGCCUGGUUCUGCACCGUACCUCUGUUCGUCCAUACCAGCGGGGUCUCUACUGCAGUGACUCCAGCCUGAUAUACCCCUACAAGAGGAGCACCGUCCCCUCCUCAGUGCUCACUUCUGUUGGGCUGACACUCCCCGCGGUGUCCAUUGUGAUUGGAGAAUGCUUCAGGAUUCACCAACUACAUGAGGGAACCAAGUCUUUCGUGGGGAAUCCCUACGUCGCAGCCCUCUACAAGCAGAUGGGCGUGUUUCUCUUUGGAUGUGCCGUCAGCCAGUCGUUCACAGACAUCGCCAAGGUGUCGGUGGGCCGCAUGAGGCCCCACUUCUUAGACGUGUGUAAACCCGACUUCUCCACCAUCGACUGCAAGCUGGGAUACAUCACAAACUACACCUGCACUGGCGACGAGAGCGACGUACAGGAGGCCAGGAAAUCCUUCUUCUCAGGACAUGCCUCUUUUUCAAUGUUUACCAUGCUCUACCUGGCUUUCUAUCUCCAGUCCAGGUUUUCGUGGCGCGGCGCUCGCCUCCUCCGCCCGCUGCUCCAGUUCACCCUGCUGAUGAUGGCCUUUUACACCGGCCUAUCACGCGUCUCUGACCACAAGCACCACCCGACCGACGUCCUGGCAGGCUUUGUGCAGGGAGCCCUGGUGGCCUACUGCAUAGUGUUCUACGUGUCGGACCUGUUCAAGCCCCGGGUGAAGCCGGCCACGCCCCCGCCCUCCCCCAUCAAGAAGGAGCUGCUCCCGUCGUCCGACAUCAUCGAGAGGAACAACCACCACAACAUGGUGUGAGAGAGGCCGCCGCUUCUUCCUGCGACCGAGGAGCCAAUCGCAGCGCUGCUCACCUCCCAUCGGACAGUAGAAUGUAGCGACGAGAGACUGUGGCUGCGUCUCAAAUGGCACCCUCCUCUUCCUCCUCCUCCCUUUUUCUUUAUUGCAGCGCCCCAGCGAGGCGCUCUGUGGACUAGGGUGUCAGAUUUGAGAUUUGCACGGCAGAGUCCACUCUCACUAUCCAGACUUAUUUACUAUUAUUAUGUUAACUACUAAUCUACAUUUGAGCCCAUCGUUUUGAGCACAAACAGAAUUGGAAGACAAAAUGAAUUAAGAAAUUGACUCGACAGACAGAGCUGAGGGAAAAAAACACUUGUGAAGAAAAACGAAUGAAGAAAAAAAAAGACAAACCCCCGGUGCCGAGGGAGAGAGGGAUCUCCAGUUGAUGCUUCCUCUCUGAACUCUCUGUGGCCUUGGAACGCCGUAGGACAACUACUUCCUUAGCUAUGGGAAGGAUAUUACUGCAAUACCUAGCAGCAUAGAAAUAUUAACAGUAUAGAAAAAAUAUAACUUAUAGCACUGUUUUUAAGUUCAUUGUCCAUUAUCACCACUUGCUGCCUGAGACGUCUGACUGAGAGAAAACUUGAUGACGCUGACACCCGAGAGACAGAAAUAUGGACUCCGAGAAGCCGACCGAACCUGGUGUGGUCAGGCCGCUGUAAAGCCUCGGUUAUACUUUCCGCAAGGACGGUUGCGCGUUAAGCCUGGUUCAUAGUCGCCGUAGUGAAAAUGGCGCGAGGUGAGCACACCGGAAAAUUACGUCAUCGCGGCUUUCGUGUGGUGUGUAAAAGCUAUGCAAGAUUCUUGUAACUACGCGCAGACUGCGUGCACGCCUUCGAGGGACGACUGGCCGAGCAGGUUCACCUGUACAGACAUCUCUACAACUGUUCAUUGAGAGACCACAGGGACAGUCACAUGACAUUGAGUUCUUGGAAAGAAAUAGGCGAGUGUGAAGAGGCUUUUUGCGAGAGAAUAUUUUGUAAAAGCUCAAAUAAAAAGGUCUCAUGGAAAGAGUGGUGACCUGAUGGGAAGCACCGAGAGACGGAAAGUCAUUUAGACUUGGAGGUAAACGACCAUAAUAAUUACAGUACACAAAUGCAAUGUUUGGCGGUAUGUCGAUGUUUACUAUUGUUUCCAGGCAGCCUGCUUUCCGGUACCACUUGCAACGAACAACGCGUUGAGCGUAAACGCCUCUGUGCAUGCUCGUAGCGAGUGCGCCAUCUGCGGACCACCACGGUGUCUCGCACGAGUGUAAACAAAGCUUUAACGUGGAAUCGUUACGAGGAAAUGUUUGGAUCUUUUAUACUCUGUGCAGGUUUCUCCUUACUCCUAAAAGUUCUCCAUUCUCUACACCCAUCCGCGUCCGUGUGGUUUGAAAAAAAAUGCCGGUUAUGCAUGGACAGGCGAAAACCUGCCCUCCACUAAGGGCCGUAUCUGAUGGUGUGACGUCACUUUUGCCGUGCGGACACUCGCGGAUGCGGCAAGCAUAAAAACAGGUUUAAGAGCAAGACAUCAGUGUCUUUAGCAGCAGGAAGUGAAGCCCUCCAACCUCACAUACGUCUGUCUCCACGUCAGCACGUCAAGCUUUUUUUGCAGUGGACUCUUAGAGCGGCCCAAACCCGGGAUGUUGCAUUUCUUGAGGGUUAGAUGUAGUAAAAAGGGGUGGGGGGGUGAUAUUUUCUGUGGAAGGAGCGCCUCCCAGCACCUAAGAGUGGCGUGGCUGUGCCAUGCCGCUUCCCUGGUGUUGGGGCCCAUCUGUUUGUCUUCCUAAGCAGGAAGUGGACGGGUGGACAGAGUGAAGGGGUGCGGGCUGUCACCGUGGAAAGAGGGUGAUGAGUUACAGCUAAGCUGGCACAUUAUUUCUGGGAUGAUUUGGGCUCUUUCCGCUGGCAGGGAGGGGCUCUCACCCACCCAAUCACUCAUUGGCAAUGGAUGUUUGUCUCUCAGUGUGUGUGUGUGUGUCUUGUACAUGUACAUCUUGUAUGUGUCUGUGUGUACAUAUGUGUGAGCGCUGUGAGAAGAAACCCCCUCUUGAUAAACUAAGUGUGUGUCAAAUGAGACACGGUCAGCUGUGCCAAGUAUGUGUGUGUGUGUGUGUGUGUGUGUGUGUGUGUGUGUCAGAGAGCAGGUGGACAUUAUAAAAACUGUGGAUCUAAUAUUUUUAUUCUCUUUAACCGUGUGUGUUUUAUAGCCUGUCCUGUAUAAUCACUAACAGUUGUACAGACACAGAAUCCCUUUUUAUUUACAGCCGACUCAGAUCUUCCUCCUCCAACAAACACACUCCGCCAUGUUGCACAUCUUUCUCAUCGUAUAGUCCGUCCUAUCAUUUCACAAAGCCGUUUUCACUCUCUCUUCUCUCUCUUUUUUUUAUAAAUAUAUAAAUAAUGUAUAGAUCACUAAAGGUAACUCUGUAAGAUAUUGUUUCUUAACAUGUUUUUAGAUAUAUCCACUAUGAUUACAGACCUGUGUUCUUUACAAAAUGCUGCUUAAAAAGCAUCGAUUGACAGAUUUUUGUAUCUAGAAUAACUAUUGUAGAUUGUAAUAGUUACGUUUGUAAUAUGCAUUCAAAAAAAAAUACACCCACAAUUGUAUUAAAAUUCAAUAUUAGUAUUUUUGUAUUGUCUCGUUUUUUUUUGUACAAAGACAUAGUUGCAAUGCUGUUUUUUCUGCUAAAUGUACUUAGCUCUAAUACAUGUGCUUUUAAAUAAAAAGCUCAUUAUGAACACAA